Scophthalmus maximus (turbot) is the source of this 1822-nucleotide messenger RNA. RefSeq names its product SAC3 domain containing 1 (gene sac3d1). Bases 6 to 1238 code for a protein of 410 amino acids. Lineage: Eukaryota; Metazoa; Chordata; Actinopteri; Pleuronectiformes; Scophthalmidae. The transcript is spliced from 4 exons. Gene Ontology annotation, biological process: centrosome duplication; spindle assembly. The record is from RefSeq and is a predicted model, not a curated record. Gene Ontology annotation, cellular component: centrosome; spindle; nucleus.
AUUGGAUGACGCUCAAAAGUGACGACAUGCUUGAAGGACCAAUGAACCGCAGGAGAGCGCCGCGUCGCAUCUCUCACUCGCAGAGGAGGGGUGCCCCAACAGGAGGGGAGCGGUGGCACAAGAACCAGGAGCAGUGGCGAGGCCAAGACAAAGCAUGGACGAGGCAGGAUGAGGAGGAGACGAAGAAUGAGCAGCAGGGGAAAGACAAGGUGCCCAGGGGGACCUGCCGGACAAUGUGCCCUGCUCAUGAGCUGCGGGUCCGUGAGGCACAGAACUGCCUUCACCGCUUCGAGGUGUUGGCAGGCACAGAAACGACUCGGCGGCCCAGCGGAGAUCCCUUGCGUGCUGUCAAGGAGUAUUCCAGACCAGCUGCCGGGAAAGAUGCAACGAACCCCACUGACCUCCGUCCACCUGCUGUGUUACUGAAAACUGUUUGUUACCUCAUUGAUGACAUCGCUGCUUCCACUCGUCUGCAUCCAUGGACUGAGGUGUACAGCUUUGUUUUUGAUCGGCUGCGCAGUGUGAAGCAGGACAUGAUCAUCCAGAGGGUAUCUGGUUCGGACUGUGUGGCCAUUUUAGAGCCGACUGUACGUUUCCUCGUCUAUGCCGCGUAUCGUCUUUGUGGCGAGCCCCUGCGGCUCUACGACCCACGGAUCAAUGACACGCACCUACAGGAGUGUCUGAGCUGGCUUUUGGAUUGCUACGCAGCUAAAACAGAGCAGCAUCGCAACCAGGCAGAGUUUCAAGCUCUUGGUCUUCUGUACAACUUGGGUUCAACUCGUGCUGCAUGGCACAUCAUGGGGCUCCCCGAAGAGCUCCGCAAGACUCCUGCCAUCAAGCUCGCCCUGUCUAUCAACCGGGCCUUUCUGGAGCACAACCCCGUACGUUUUCUCCGAUUGGCUCAGAAGCUGAACUUCCUGCAGUGUUGCGCACUCCACCGGCACCUGGUGACGUGUCGUAGAGAUCUGCUGCACAUAUUCAGCCACGGAUACAGCAGCCGCAACUGCCGCUUUCCCCUUGACAGACUAGCUCAGCUCUUGUUCUUGGACAAGUCUCUUACAGCCCAACUGUGUCGGUCUUACGGCUUGGAGGUCACCCGGGACGACCAAGUGGUUUUCUCCAAGGCUGCAUUCACUGAGCCGGAACAGGGGAAACUGCACUGUAAAGUGUAUCACAACAUAGUUGCUGAGAAACAGAGGGACCUCACUGUCGGGAAUAUCAUUGAUGGCUGUGCUUGAGAGGACAAAAAAACAGGAGACAAUUAAUAAUACAAGCAGUGCUUGGGGGCUCCUUCAAGGAUGCUCGGUGCCAAUAUAUUUAACAAUGAAAUUCUCCAGAUUAUACACAUGCAAGACUAGGCUCAUGGUCAGGGUUAUUGUUGAGAAGGUAUAUGAAAGCACGCACAUCCAAACUUGAUGAGCACUAGGUGAUGGACAAAAAUCAACGAAAACCAGAAGACUGCAAAUGUCUGCACAACUGUGAAGCUCCCGUAAAAUGAUCAGGUCUGAAGAAGGGCCUGCUCCAGAGGUGUUAGACAAGUUUUAAUUCAGAACGAAAACAAGUUCCGCCUUGUGCUUUUUCAUCCUCAUCAUGCACUUAGUGCCUAAAGGUGCUUAAAAAUGUGAAUUUUUUGUCAGGAUGUUACAGUUUACCGUUUGUGUUUGUGACUGUUUAAAUGCUAUUUUAAUACCAUCAUGUCUUUGUGGGUCAGUAUUUCAGAACACAUGCUGGAACACCUACUGUGAAAGAGUGUUCACUUAUUCUUUUAAGCAGUACCUCAGAAUGAAACAUUUCAAUAAAUUUUUGUUACCUAAAAGAGAAA